Candoia aspera is the source of this 9102-nucleotide messenger RNA. It is a transcript of the gene PCNP, whose product is annotated as PEST proteolytic signal containing nuclear protein. The transcript has 5 exons. NCBI's taxonomy places the organism in Eukaryota, Metazoa, Chordata, Lepidosauria, Squamata, Candoiidae. Gene Ontology annotation, biological process: protein ubiquitination; proteasome-mediated ubiquitin-dependent protein catabolic process. The record is from RefSeq and is a predicted model, not a curated record. Gene Ontology annotation, cellular component: nucleus. The coding region runs from base 53 to 586 and encodes 177 amino acids.
CAUACUCGCGGCCCAAUAGCGGCGGGGUGGGGAGGGAGGAGCAGGAGAAAAAAUGGCGGACGGGAAAGGAGACGAUGUGGAGCUGAAGCGACCGAGGCUUGACGGAGGACCUGAAGAAGAGGCAGAAAAACCUGUGAAAACUAAGACUGUUUCUUCCAGUAAUGGAGGGGAAAGCUCGAGUCGUAGUGUGGAAAAACGUGCAGCUGAUGAAGAUACCGAAGACUUCUCAACAAGACCUGCUCCUGCCAAAAUGUCCAAGUUUGGGUUUGCCAUUGGCUCACAGAUUUCAAAGAAACCAUCUGCAAUAUCCAUCAAACUUGGAGCAAAUAAACCUAAAGAGCCUGCUUCAACUUUAGCUCCAAAAACACUCUCUGUAGCAGCAAUAUUCAAUGAAGAUGAAGAUAGUGAACCUGAAGAGAUGCCUCCAGAAGCUAAAAUGCGUAUGAAGAACAUUGGAAGGGAUACUCCAACUUCAGCAGGACCAAAUUCUUUCAACAAAGGAAAGCACGGGUUUUCUGACAACCAGAAGCUAUGGGAACGUAAUAUGAAAUCUCACCUUGGAAACGUCCGUGAACAGGAUGACUAGUUGCCUAUUUUGAUCUGGGUGUUGGGAAAUGGGAGAGUAUGAUAUUAAAGGAAUAGUGCCCUUUUUUAGAAUGGUAUACAGCUAUUUUGAGUGCCACUUUUAAAAGUUUGUAGUGGUACAACAACAAAAAAAUGAGUUUAAAAGUAGAGGUAACUUAUGUUUUGUAUACAAAUUUCAAAGCAUUUGCUAAUUUUGUAGCUUCAUGCAUUUAAUUUCACAAGGUUAUGGAAAUAAAGGCAUUGGAAGUGGUAUCUUUUUAAAAGAAUUUUCUUUUUACAACUAUUCUUAUAUGAAAAUAGAAAAAGUCACUCUGUCUUUAAUCAGUUUUAAGUUAAAUGCUACUGUGUUAAAAAAAAAUCGGAUCUGUUCCGUGAUAAGUUAGUUGCUUAUCUCUUUAAGGCUACUUUUAUAGAGGUUCACUACAUGAAGUCUUGCCAGACUGUUUUAAUCAGCAUAAAAACUAAAAUAAACUACUCCAAAAUAAUUUUAGUACAUUUCAAUCUAAGACUUUUGACUGUGGUAGAUUAGCAUUAUAAUCCUGUUCUUGAGCAUUGUGUAAUCCCUCUGUAGCCUGUUUCAUUCUUAAGAAAUGGGUCUUGCAUGUAUAUACAUAUUAGUAACAAACAUUCAUAUCAAAUUUAAAUCAGUAUUUUUGACAUUUUCUUACUCUUGAAUCUUGACCAGUGCUUGUCAAUGUUUGUCAGUUUGAGAUAGAUUGAUUCAUAGGUUAUCAAAGAAAAAGGCAUUUUCAAAAGGAUGAUUAUGCUUUUAUCAUGUUUUAAAUGUCAGUAUUUUUUAUAAUUUCUUAUAGGAGUAGGAAGCACACACAUUUAAAUUAGCAGUUGCUUACUAACAUGCAGAAAUUUGCAAUUUGCUUCCAUAUAUUGAUGGUAUAAUGUGCUAGAACUUUGGUAUGAGAGAUAACCAAGAUGAGUUAGUUCCUCCUUGCUCUGAAGACAAGGAAUCAUGUGAGUUUGGUUUUUUUGCAUUAUAUUCAUGUUUAAGCAGAUGCAAUCCCCCCUUCCUUUUCAGCUCUUCUUUUCCAGCUUCUUCUUUCUUCAAGGAAAUAUCCUUUCCUUAAUUUAUUUUUUAGGACUUUCUAAUACCUUAAGUAAAAAAGAAAGUACCAUAUUUCUGGUUGGCAUAGCUUCCAAGGCUUACCUGCUGUGGCCCUUUGAAGCAUAUGUAUAUAGGUCAGCAUCUGGAACCUGAAGCUCCAGUUGGUUUGGAGGUCUUGGCUCUGUACAAAGCUUCAACAGUGUAGCUCUUCCAUUAAAACCAUGCCCAGGGAAAAUGGCACCACUUAUGCUUGGAUAUUUCCAACUUCCUGUUCAGUUGUAUCUUUGUUUAGUCUUAGGAAAUUAAAAGCAUCAGCUGGCUGCAAAGGUGCCACCAGAUGUCACAAGCUGGCUGCAAAGAUGCAGCUUUUAAACAGCUUUAGAAAAUUAAAAGUAUAAUUCUGGAAAGCCACCUGGAGAGCCAGUUCGGUCUAACGGUUAAGGUUCCAGGCGAGAAACCAGGGGACUGUGAGUUCUAGUCCCACCUUAGGCACGAAAGUCAGCUGGGUGAUUUUGGGCCAGUCACUCUCUCUCAGCCCAUGACGUCAGGCUCAGGUGACAACCCGGUUGGUCAAUUCCUGUUGCAACCGAUGGAUCAAAAAAGCUGACCCUGCAGCUUCAGUAAAACUAGGAAGAAAAAAAGUUCUGGAAAGCCAGCUAGUCAUGGCAAAAUAUAAUGGAUGCAGCAUGCAAAUGACAGAAAGAACUGAAUAAAGUAAGUUUCUUUCUACAAAGAAGCUUUGUCCAUACUGUUUGAUUAGGAAAAGCUUUCCUGUACCGUAGUCUUCAAUUUUGCUGCAUUUCUCUUAUCCCUUUAUUUUUUAAAAGUAGUUAAUUACCAAUAUUAUUAAUCAGCUGGUUGAUAAAAAGGAACUAGUCCAAAAACUGGUUAGAUAUUCUCUCCACUCACCUAUUUUCUACCUUAUUUAAAGAGAAGAGUGGUUGUAAGAACAAGCUUAAAUCAAUCAGCUUAAUUAUGGUAUUUUACUUGCCCCUCCCUAAAAGAUCUGCCAGGGACAUGACUCAGAUCCACAUUACAUAUUUUCAGGAAAAUCUCUGAGAAGAGACAGAAAAGGAUCAGAUUUUGGAAACUUUAAUCAGAUUUAUUAAUAUUUCUGUUAUUAGUUAAAAUAGCUGUAACCUCCUCUAUCAGGCAAGAGGAUGGAAAUGGUUGAAUAGGUGUACUGAUGUCAGCCUUGCAAGGUAGACCAAACAGGAAGCAUGGCCAGAUGAGCUAAUUCUACUUUAUCGUAAGGUUAUAUUAACAGAAUCUUGCAAGUCUGAAAGUACAUCCCCCCCCCCAUCCAGUUUACAGCCCAAGAAACUAGGGAGGGUCCCUUCUGAGCUGUUUGCCCUGCCCACAUUCCUGCUGCAGCCUAAGUUGCCUUUUAUCUGACUGUUCCCUUGGCUGUGUCUCUUCUCCCUGCCUCCCAAGGUCAUUCCCACAUCCAUUGCAUCUGAAGAGCAGUUGUUGAUUCCCAAUUUACUAACACUGAGCUCUCUUCCCUCACCCCAAAUGUUUACAUUUUAUUGAUGUCUAACAAGGGUCUGCUAAGUCCAGUAAUCCAAGAAGCAUUACUUUUCAGGAGGCCCACAGGAUCUUAUGUUUCCUAUUCACCUAAUACACUUAAUUAGUUGGAGGGGUUGGGGGAGAAUUAAUGUAAACAUUAGAAUGUUGCACAAACAGAAAAAUGCAGCCAAUUAACCCUAAGGGAAGUAGAUCUAACAGCACUCUUAAUUCCUCAAGUUGAUUUGUAGUUAAGCAACCUGCCCCAUCUCAUCUGAAGGGCUGAUUGGAAGGUUAACUGACACUUUUCACAAUUAGGAUGGUUCUAGAGAGGCGUGUCAAAAUAGGGUUUCACUGGAUACUCCAUCUCUUCUAUGGUAGUGCAGAUCCUGAUUGCAGCAGCAUGACUCUUUAUUUUAUUUUUGCUUCAGUGGAAAGAGAAUAUGGAAGUGCCAGCUUCCUUUAUGGCAACUGGGAGGAGUAAUAACAUGACUGGCAAAUGAUUGAAUGAAACAUCCCCCAUUGUGUGUUGUUGGUGCAUGGAAAUGAAUGAACAGAUGUUCAAAUGGAUUUUCUUGUUUCAACAAGAUUUUCUCAUAUUUCUGGACCUCCUGAUUCAGUAUUCUAUAUCCUACUUACCAGGUUAAUUGAGAGACUGGGACUUGGCUUGUUUGUUUAGAUCCUGUUAGGCCUCUGUUCCCAUGGAAGAGCUAUUAUGGGGAUAAUGCUUUUCAGGAUAUGCUGAUUGAACUUGGAGAUAAAUUCAGAGAGAGCUCAGCAGUGGUGACCAUGUCACUAAUGAAGGCUUAAAUUUGACUGUUGUGGAUAUAGUUCCUGCAGUUCUGGUUAGGCUACUGGUUUCCUUCCUUUUGUACCAGAAAUACCCAUCUGCAAACCUUUGCAGGCAAGGUACUUUCAUUUUUUAUGCCAUAGACUUCCUGAUGGGGGUAAAGCUUCAACACUUUCUCAUUAUCUCUGCAGCUGCCCACUGAUAAUUAAGAAAGCUACAUCAUUGAGUUUGUAAGAUUCCUUUGUACUACUUUUUUGUGGAAAAACAUGUCUGCAUCUUCCCAUUCCUUCUCACUAAUGAAACUAAAUUCAUUAGAGUCUGGUACUUACAUUUCAUUAUAAAUCUCUUCAUUUCAAGCUCAUUUCAUCCUCAAAAAAUUAUUAUCUCUAAAUGUAUAGCAUUACUGUCAAAGAAUCCAUACAUCUGUCCAUUUGGCUGCCUUGCAGAUCCAUCCAAUCACUUCCUCUGACAAAAAAAUAAUAAUCCACAUAUCCAUAAUAAUCCACAUAUCCUACUUUACAGAUUUAGAGAGGAAUGGUCUCCUGUUAAACCUGUAUCGAUCAACCUUCAGUUAUUCAAUACAUAGAAACCAUCAUGGAUAAAAUCUUAGGACCUAUAUUUCUAACCAGAGAAAGAGUAUAUUCUAGCAAACCACAAAGGACAGCAGAUCUGAUGAAACUACUGUGUGCUGUUAUCCCAAACCUGAGGAUUUCACAUUUGGAGAUUUAAUCUUGAUUAUUUUUCUAUUCCUAGCCUCUUCAGUGGUUUCCACUGCUGUCUAGUAUGGCACAGUCAGUUACAGAAUUGGUGGUCAGAUUCAUCCAAAUUGAACCAAGGUUAUUCCCUUGAAGGAUUCCCUCAGUAUUGAAUGCUGCCAACAGCUGACCUUAGAAAUCACACUACUGAGACCAAGUAGUUCAGGGAAGUACUUGGAAGCCCAAUAUUUAUGCACAGCACUACCGAGACCAAGUCAUUCAGGGAAGUUCCACAGGAAGCCCAAUAUUUAUGCACAGCAUACCAUCUAAGUUUCUUUACUAUUCUCAAAUCUUCAGCAAUAUUGAAUCCUCAGAACAGGCAAUGCCACAGUCAUGGCUUACAUAAACAGCCAAGAGAACAAGAUCCUGCUGUUUUUUUUACUGAAAUGGAGACUCUCAACAUGAGUUGUAACUUUAUUAUAGCAUCAGUCCUAAUGUUUAAUUAAUAGACUCCUCAACUGUUGGAGCUAGAGGUUUCCCCAUAAUACAUUUCUUGUGUAAAUAAAGGAUUACGAUUCUUUUACAAGCUCCAGCAGAAAUGACAUGUCUAGUCCAGUGUAGUUCAGCAUAGUACUGUAACCCGUGUUGAUAAGCAUGAAGUCUUACACUUGCUUCAAAUGUAUCCAUAGAUAAGGGGUUGGCAAUAAAUAAGUCAUUUUGAUAUUUGCUACUUGAAGCUCUAGGCUCUUGUGUUCAAGGCUUCAAAUGCCAAAUAUGUCCAUUUCAACUGAAAAGUAUCAUUGUUGUAAGCCUCAAACACUUGAUGUUUUCCACAAUAUUCCAAAAAUAAGGUGACUUCUUCUUUCAUAUCAUACAGACUGUCUAAGCAUAAUUCUCUUUGAUAACAUGUGGUACAGACCACCUGUGUGAUCAGCUCUCAAAUCUUCACAAACAAAGCAAAUAAAUUAAUAGAGGAUGCUGUGUUUUACACACCUGAAGGGCAGAAUUUGGGAGCCAAUGUUUGGUGGUGGAUGAUGCAAUGUGUUUUUAUUUUGGAAAUAUUUUCUAUUAUUGUCAUUUUAUAUUGUGAACCCCUGCACUAUCGGUGCACUGUCAGUACAAACAUCCAGUUUCUUCAUACUCAUGUUAUUUGGUUUGAAGAAUUUUGACACAGUUCCAAAUCAGACCUUUGGAAGCUAUAGCAAAUGUCUUCAAGAUUUGGAAAAAAAAAUAUUUUCGUGUUCUCUUUAGCUACCUAUUGUGCCUAGACAAGGAGUUGAGCACAGUUUCCUUCACUACUCAGUUCAUCACAACUAAUAAAGUACAACAAGGUGAUAUUUUCUUAAAAAUGGAUUUUGUUAUGCUCAGCUAAAUUAUCAGAGUGGUGCUUGAUUGCAGAAUUAGAAAACGGUUUUUUUUCCUGAUUUCUUCUCUAUUUUCUCCUGAAACAAUUGGCAGCCUUGAUAAAGCAAGACUUCACAAGUUUCUCCAAUGAAACAAGACUUCCUUCUAUUUUUAGCUGGAAGAGCUAUUAUAGUAAGAUUUCAUAAUCUUUGCAGGUGCCAGAAGUAAUGUUCCAGUACAUAUAAUUCCAUUUUUUUUUCAGUCUACACAUAAACUAUAUUUUAUGAUGUAUUUUUGUACUAAAAUGCAUUUUUUAUUUUGAAAUUAAAAACUGAAAAAAGCAAAACAAAAGAAUAUAUAUUGCAACACCAGGUCAUUAAAAAAAAUCCUCAUAGAUGCGGGCUAGGCAAUAACUAAUUCUUAUUCUCUGUCAGAAGGCACUGUUGGUAAGUCCUGGAGAGAGUUGUUGGGCUAGGAGCAGGAGCAAGCUGCCUGGAAAAGGCAAGUAAGAAAGCUUUUAUCUGUUAGUGAAGAUGUUCUUCUGUGCUGGCUUUGUUCAAAUGAGCAAAUUCAAGCUGAGACCAUCAGAAUACUUAGCUUUGUCUUUUCAUGGUUUAAACAGAGCUGGAAGUAGUAUCUACUUCUGGUAGACCUAUUCUGAUGGGCAAUAUUACAUCUAAUUGGAAGAAGCAGUUGCUUUUCAAAAAUAUUUCCUAGAGAGCUGCGGGGGGAACAACAUUCAAGCCUUUUUUUUCCCCUCAUCCAGACUAUUGCUUCAGCUUUUUUUCCUUUUUUCUUUUUGUAUCCCUCUUCAAUCAUUUGAGAAAGGAGGAGGUGUUCUAACUACAUGUCUCUCUCUGGCUUGGGUCCAGAUAAUAUCUUCUAUAUGUUUCUGGAGUUCCUUCUGAAUCUCUGUAGCCUACUGAUAAAAAGGAGAUUAAUCUAUAAUUUUUCAAGGCUGCUAGGCUAAAUAACUUCUGUGAAGAAGGGAGGUCUAAUUGCUGCAACUUUAAAGGUGGGGCUGAUCGUUCCUGAAAGAAUAAAUUAAUCAUUUGUGUUAAUUACAAAGCCAAUCCCACCAAGCCAAUUUGAUCUCUCAGGAAAGAUAAUAGAUGGAAUAAACAGUAGCAUCUUCACUUCUCCAUGUACUCUUCGUAUCUUCAACCAAAAAAAUGCAGGGAAUCUAAAACAAUUGAAUAAGUAGUUGCCAAGGUUACAUUUACCUUUCCCCAAUUUUUGUGCAAUUGUGAAUAUUGGCAUUUAAAUUGAAGUCUUGGAAAUUAUUAUUCAAAAUAAUACACCUUGUAACAAAUAUUGGGUUUAUUUGUAUGAGAAUUACUAAUACAAAGCCCAGUCUUCCAUCCAAAAACAGCUACUAAUAGCAGGGAAAGAGGACCCUUUUAAAACUAAGUGAUGAGAUGGUAAAUUCUUUCUUUGUCCCCAGGGUGCAGUUUGUGAAGUUCUGAACAGGUCUUCACCAGACUUACAAAUGGAAGUAGAUUAAUCACAUACAGGAAGCCACUGAUUGUCCUCAAGUCAGUGUUGACUCUUAGUGAUCACAUAUAUAGAUUUUUUCUAUGACAAUCUGUCCCAAACCAGGUCCUUGAGGUUUUCCAUCUGUGUACCUAUUGCUGCUGUAACUGAGUCCAUCCACCUUGGUUCUGGCCAUCCUCCUCUCCUUCCAGCUUUCCUAGCAUUACAGUACAGUAUUUCAGUAUAGCCCUUCCAUCUUUCUUUGAUCUUCUUUGAAUCAGUCACUAUCUGCCCAUUGGUGUCCUUUAGCAUACCAAUUCGAGGUAGAACCUCCUGAGUUCAGAAAGAAUUUUGAGUCUGUUUCCAUCUUCAAUGUCUUCAGAGAUGUAAUACUGCUUCUUGUCUCUUCUAAUAGUUCUCUGAAAUUCUUCGUUGAGUUCCUUUCUGAGAUUUUUGCCUUUCAUGGCUUUGGCUUCUCUUGGCAAUUUCCACAGUUUGCUCUAACAUCCAAUUUGCUUUCAUCUGUUUCUUCAUCUUUGGCAGUCUCUUUUCACAUUCAUCCUUAACAAAUUCUUUACGUUCAUUCCACAGUUCAUCUGGUCCUCUAUCAGUGAGGUUCAGGACUUCAAAGUGAUUCCUGAUGUUCUGGAAAAUGACAGAUAUGCUGAAGAUCAUAUUGUGGAAACUGGUUGGCUUUCUUCUUCUCCUUUAGCAUAACUUGGGAGUUACACAUGAGCAGUUCAAGAUCAAUUCCACAGUCAGCACCUGGCCAUGUCUUUGAUGCUGUAAGUGAGUUCCUCCACCUCCUUUUAUCUAAUAUAGUCAAUUGGAUUUCAGUGUACUCCUUCUGGUGAUGUCCAUGACUCUAGGUGUUGGGUUUUAAAGAUGUGUUAGCUGUGAAUAAUCAUUGAAGUGGCCAAAAUUGAUAAGUCAUUCUCCUGCUUUAUUUUGGUUUCUGAAACCAAAAUAACCGUAAGAUCCAACAACAGUUUCCUCCUCAAUUUUCCAACAUUGGCAUUCCAGUCCCCAAUCACAAGCAGCACAUCUUGCUUGUGUGUUCUGUCAAUUUGAAAUUGAACUUGAUCAUAAAACUCAUUAACCUCCUCUUCUUCUGCAUCACUAGUUGGAACAUAAACUUGAAGGUUGUCCACAAAGUUUAAUUGAUAUUAUUUGGUCAUUGAUGGCAUUGUAGCCAAAGACUUUUCUUGCGAUAUCCUUCCUGACUAUAAAAGCAACAGCAACACUGUUCCUUCUUUGUUUUUCAUGUUCUGAGUAAUAAACAGAGUGAUCUUCUGACUGAAAGUCCAAUCCCAGUCCAUCUCAAUUCACUGAUGCUUAAAAUGUCAAUGUAUAGUUGUUUCACUUCAUCUUUCACUGUGUAGAGCUUUCCCAUAUUCAUGCUUCUUAAAUUUCAUAUUCCCACUGUAAUUCUGUCUUUGCAGCUUCAUAUUUUCUUUUGCUACGUGGCAACAUCAGCAACUAGAUGUUCCAGAGAAUUUAAUCCAACCAUAUUGUAAACACCAUUAGUACCCUGAAAGAUCCUUGGCUCUUCCUCAGUAGCAUGUUGAGUGCUAUCUGACCUGAGGUGCCCAUCAUCUGGCACUAUCGUCAAUCAUUUUAUAUUUUCUAUCCAUGUGGGGGGUGUGUGU